AUGAAGGGCGGGGGUACUGCGAGGCAAAGCUGCGACAUCUGGCGAGUGCUGCCGCCUCUCCUGGGGACAGGAUUGGCGGAGCUGCCAUCUGCUGGCAACGGCACCGGCGCAACAGAGAUGGGCGUGCUCAUCUGGGAGGCCAUGAGCGACUCGCGGGUCUGGUACGGGUACAGUUCGAGCAUUCGAAAGAAGUCCGCGCUCUGGAUGAAGAAGUCGCCGGUCCGCGGCGGCGGACACGGCGACUCCGGAGACGCCGACGUCGGGCCGGGCUUCAUUGUCGCGGGUUUCGUCUUCAACUUCAACAAAGCGGCCCGGGUUUGUCGUUUCAGCAUCAACAGCGGCGACUCGUCUUGA
Emiliania huxleyi CCMP1516 is the source of this 354-nucleotide messenger RNA. RefSeq lists its product as hypothetical. The coding region runs from base 1 to 354 and encodes 117 amino acids. NCBI's taxonomy places the organism in Eukaryota, Haptophyta, Isochrysidales, Noelaerhabdaceae. The transcript has a single exon. The record is from RefSeq and is a predicted model, not a curated record.